This is a messenger RNA of Eimeria mitis, 1041 nucleotides long. RefSeq names its product U4/U6 small nuclear ribonucleoprotein, putative. Bases 1 to 1041 code for a protein of 346 amino acids. The transcript is spliced from 4 exons. The record is from RefSeq and is a predicted model, not a curated record. NCBI's taxonomy places the organism in Eukaryota, Apicomplexa, Conoidasida, Eucoccidiorida, Eimeriidae.
AUGGAGUCCAAUCGUCCAGGAGAUGCAGCAGCUGCAACAGCAGCGCAGGCAGCAGCAGCAGCAGCAGCAACGGGAGCAGCAGCAGCAGCCCCAGCAGCAGCAGCAGCAGCAGCAGGAGAUGAGCAGCAGAAGAGAAGGAAAACAAGAUGGUGCAGGGACGUCCCUGGAGAGCCAGCAGCAGGAGCUGCUGCACGACCAGAAGGAGCUGCUGCUGCUGCAGCAGUUCCACCAUCAACAGCAGCAGCAGCAGGAGCAGCAGCACCAGCAGCAGCACCAGCAGCAGCAGCAGCAGCAGCAAAGCCUGGGGGUAUUAAGCUUCCUUUUAGUGUACAAGCAGCAGCAGCAGCAGCACGAGAAGCUCUCGAUAAAGCGAAGAAGGCAGCUCAGCUGCAGCGGCAGAUACAGGACCAGUUGCGGCAGCAGCAGGCUGCUGCUGCUGCUGCUGCUGCAGCAGCAGUUACUGCAGCAACCGUUCCCUCUCUUGCUGCUGCAGUAGCAGCAGCAGCACCCAGCACGGCCAGUCCUGCUGCAGCAGCAGCAGCUGCUGCUGCUGCUGCUGCACUAGCAGCACAACAAGUGAAAGCAACAACAGGGAACAUGGCAGCAGGAAUAGGUUCAACGAAUCCUUUGCUUUCGCAGCAUCUAUUGCUGCUGCAGCACGAAGCAGAGCAGCAGCAGCAGCAGCAGCAACGACGACAGCAGCAAGAAGAAAAAGAAAAAGAAAUAAUAAAAAAAAAACCAAUCAUGUUUGAUACUUUAGGUAGAGAGAUAGACGCAAGCGGAAAUCUUAUUAAACCCAUCGUACACUCCAGCCUCAAAAUUAAUAGAAGACAGCAGCAGCAGCAACAAGCAGCAGAGACAACGUUUGAGGAUAUAACGACGUGCCCUUGGAGACAAUGCGAAACUACCAGCGGCAGCAGCAGCAGCGAGAAGCAGCAGCAGCAGCAGCAGCAGCAGCAGCAGACACAGAUACAAAAAAAGAAAUCAACCCAGAAGAACAACUUGAUGCUGCUGUACCAGAAUUCGCCAGACUAUGGGUAA